This is a messenger RNA of Eleginops maclovinus (Patagonian blennie), 4400 nucleotides long. RefSeq names its product dual specificity protein phosphatase 26-like. Gene Ontology annotation, biological process: negative regulation of MAPK cascade; protein dephosphorylation. Gene Ontology annotation, cellular component: cytoplasm. The record is from RefSeq and is a predicted model, not a curated record. Gene Ontology annotation, molecular function: MAP kinase phosphatase activity; protein tyrosine/serine/threonine phosphatase activity. The coding region runs from base 350 to 952 and encodes 200 amino acids. The transcript is spliced from 4 exons. NCBI's taxonomy places the organism in Eukaryota, Metazoa, Chordata, Actinopteri, Perciformes, Eleginopidae.
CACACACACACACACACACACACACACACACACACACACACACACACACACACACACACACACACACCAAAAGAGCAUCCUUAACCCAGCGUGGAAGUGGUUUUAAAUUAGAAGUCAUGUUUUUGGAGUAAUUUGUUUUUAAGGAAGACUUGUUGAGAAGAUGGUGCUGAGAAGCGGCGGCUGGAGAUGAAGAUGUCUGGAGCUGGAUGCUCAGCAGCAGCUUUUUACAUCUUCCCAUCCUCCCAGCAGAAAUAAAAGAGUCAACAUGGCCGCGGAGCAGCUCGCCCUGCAGCACCUCCGAGACUGAAUAAAACAACACAGAGUUAUUUCUCUAUUGUUUUCAGAUUAAAUGGCGUUUAUGUCCCGGUUCUCCCGGUCCAGGAGCAGUUCCAGGUCCCCGAACCGAAAGGACACCGAGCGAGUGCCGCCGCUCCUGACCGUGUCCGAGCUGGAGAGACUGCUGUGCACGGGCAAAACAGCCUGCAACCAUGCAGACGAAGUGUGGCCAAGACUUUAUAUUGGAGAUCAAGAUAUCGCAUCAGACAGACAAGAGCUGGCCAAACUCGGCAUUACACAUAUUCUCAACUGCGCUCAGAGCAAGUGGCGAGGCGGUGCAGAGUAUUACGCCGGGAUGAACAUCACUUAUCUCGGCAUCGAGGCUCACGACUCCCCCACAUUUGACAUGAGCGUCAACUUCUAUCCUGCUGCUGAGUUCAUCCACAAAGCCCUCACCAAUGGAGGUAAGGUGCUGGUCCAUUGCACAGUGGGAGUCAGCCGCUCGGCCACUCUGGUGCUGGCCUACCUGAUGAUCAGACAAAACCUUACGCUGGUGGAGGCCAUCAAAACCGUGAAGGACCACCGAGGCGUCAUCCCCAACCGAGGGUUCCUCCGCCAGCUCAACGGCCUGGACGGCAUCCUGAGAGAAAGCCGUAAGACUUCUCCACUGAGCUGAAAACACACUCAACACACAAACAUACACACUCCUACACAACCUAUGAUAGCAGCUAGAGUUACACUGGGGAGAUAAUGGGACCAAGUAAGGAGCAACUGGUGGUUUCUGAUUCUGCGGCAGCAGGUGACAGCAGGGUUUGACUGAUAUCUGAUCUGGUUUUUUCUGAUUAAUUUAAAUUUGUUAUUUAUUUAUUUAAGUAUUUUAUAUUGUUGUUGAUUUGUGUUUGAGCCUCUGAAAAAACAUCAACAGUGAAUGGUGAAACCUCCAGACAUUUAAUGUCAAAGGGAACUCUCAGCCUAUUAAUGAAGAUCUCAUUAAGUUCUCAGUUUAGGAACAACUCUUCGCUUUUUAUAUGAGGGUGAAUCCACUUCCACUUUUUAAUCGAACUUCAGACCAUUCCACUUGAAACUGAUGUUUUAUUGCCACUGAACCUUCAGAAAACUACAAAAAUGAAAUCAUAUCUUAACAGAACACAGGCUUAUACACUGCAGGAAUCUGUAGCAAAUCUAAUCUCUGGUGCAAUUUUACUUAUGUCGAGAAAUGUCUUUAAAUGAGUCGAUGAUGAUACUGGAAGAAGAUGAAAAAAUCACAUCCCUCUGGUAGAUUCUUUUCUGUCACUUGUACUCAUUUUACUACUAAAGUCAAAGUAGUCCAACCACAUAUCAAUAUUUACUAUCGUCUUAAAUGGUUUAGAAAAAAUAAAUGAGUAGAGAUCACGUCAUUGUAGUAAAUAUAGACAUAAAAAAAACAUUUGUUUCGUCACUGUUGACAAUGAAUAGUGUAGUUAGAAACUGUUUAUGAAAAAUGUAAGGCAAUAUUGAUGUUUUAAUGGAAAUUAUAGGUGAUUGUGUUAUUUUUAGAAUAAUGCAGCUAGUUAUGUAGCUUUUUUGGUAACUGGAAAGCAAGACACUCAUUUUAUUCAUAGUGAAGUAUUUGCUAGAUGACAUACAAUACAAAAAACAACAAGGAACACAUAAAUGGACAUUGAUAGUACUUAUAUGAACUCGUUUUUUUGUUUUAAAAUGAGGCAUCAUUAAUAAAGUGAGUACAAGUGAACUAGUUAAAUGGGAAUCAGAGUAUUGCCACUGGCUCUUAGAGCUAAUAUUAUGAUCAUAAAGGUGCACAAACCUAAAGUUUAUGGUUGUGAUUCAGGGUCCCAAACAUUAAGUCCCUGGAAAUACCACACCUGUUUUUUACCCAUAUGGGCUUUCCUGUCUUUUGUAAUCAAAAAGGAAGGUUAAACGUGAUAUCAGCCCUCAGUAAGAAGACUCUUGCUAAUUAUUCCCCAAAGUUGAAGUAUGUGCAGGUCUUCCCUCGACUUUUUUAAAAUUCAGCAAGUGUCAUUAAGUGCUCUGAACAACUCACACACUUGCGCAGGUCUAUACCAGCACAGUUAUGUAGCCGGCCGAUUAUUGUACUACAGUGUUGUCACAAUCUGUACACAAUUGUUAGCUGUGAUGCACAUACAAUACUUGGAGUAUAUUAGGAUUUUAGUUUGAGUUCAAUGUAUUGGUUCAAUGAAAUAGUCACAGACCUUCUUAAUGUUUGUAUUAGAUAUCUGAAAUUCAUCCAGUAGAGAUGAAUGGACAUUCAAGGGAUGGACAUUACAGUCUAGUGUAUCACCCCUUAAUCACUAUAAGGGGGAUUAUUUAAUAUGGCUGCAUUUAGAGGCAUUGAGACUUGAUGUGCAGUGGGAGAAAAUACCACACAUGUGCCAUUGCAAAAGCUACCUACUGCCUGGCUGUCAGGAGAGCUCGCAGUGUUCAAUGCUGUACGCAAGUCUUACAAAGUCUGCUCUUUUGUCUCGAUAUUUAGAGAGGCCUGUGUUCUCAUGCUAACGAAAAACAACAUAGAAUCCAAUGCUGAAAUUUAAACCAGCUUUUCAAAUAGUUUUAUUAACGAUUACCUCGGGUAUCACAUCUGUUUUUUGUGACUUGGUCUUUAUUUGUGCUGUUUUAAAAUCACUAUGAUGAAAUUGGGUAAAGAUUUGUGCUUUGCUCAACUCACAGGAAAAGUACAAAUGUAAACAAAGAGCUAAUUAGUGGAUUUGUACAGUCUGUGGGGGUAUUAAGGCAUAUUUUGAAUGUUUUUGAAAUAAGCUCAUCGGCUUUUCCUGCCGAUAGUAAGAUGAGAAGAUAACUCUGUGCGAUAAGUAUGGAGCUGGGGCAGAAGGUGAUUAGCUUAGCUUAGCAUAAAAACUGGAGGAAGGGGUAAACAGCUAGCCUGGCUCUGUCUACCCUGUUUUUACAUUAAUGUUUGUUAAUGGAUUAAACUAACAAAAGGUUUCAUGUAAUGGAACUCUGUUGCUAAGCCUUUCAUGUCUGAGUUUACAAAAAGCAACAAAAGAAGUCAUUUUUUGUAAAACAGGUAUUUGUUUUCACACGAAAGGUCACAUUUUUAAGUGGUUUGACAGUGUUGUUGGUGAAAUAAUGCUAGCGGAUUUUUUCAGCUGUAGUUGUUAAAGCCAACAUGUUUCUAGUAAAAAAGUAGCAUCCACUUGAUGAUCUAUGUUAGAGAUUUUGCUAUCCUUUUUUAAAAUAGUUAGCACUUUGUAUUACUGUUUCUAGUGCUAAUGCUAAGCUAAGAUAAUCACCUUCCUAUUGACUGCGCUAUAUCCUUAAAGAGUGUUUUGUGUUGUGGCCUUGGGAAGUGCUAUCACCAGUUGACGGGACAGUUUGCCUGCAUUGUGUGUUAGAUUAAUACCCAUUUGCAUCAUAGCUGGCUUCUUUGGGACCAAUAUAUGACUCAAGGAGCCACAUCAGACCCCUUAUCCAUAUUGCAUGAAAGAUAUUUUUAUUGGGAUCUUCGGAAUUUUGAAUAGGCCCAUUUUGUAUGAUAUUUCGAUUGAUUUGUGAAGGCAUGGAGUAACUACCAAGGUCCAGAAUCAACCCGUCAGAAAUGUUAUGUUACAUUUGGUGUCUGAAAAGCAAAGACAAGACUUAAGUGUAAGACUUUCUGUUAAAUACAAUGAUGUCCUGGUGCAGCUUAAACAGUCUUUUCCCAGAAGAUUUCCACUCAGUUAAUACACAAGGUAAACACUUUUUAAAUGGUAUACUAUCCAAGAAUAUUCUCUGGACAGGGCCUUUAUCCAUUGCAAUCUUUAUCUUUGCUGUAUUGGAUCUUUGUUUUGUAUUUGUGGUUUUACUGUGCCGUGAUUGGUCGUUGAUCUCUAUUCCUGUUUAUAUUGUCUUACUAUUUUUGUUUUCUUACUGAAACCUUUCUAUAGGGCAACUUCAAUUAUUUUGAAUGUAUUUAUGUAUCACUCCCUUUGAGGUUCAUUGAAGAUGAAACUGGCAAAGGAGAUGUCGAUGCCUUAAUCUGUGUACUUCACGUUGGAUUUUAGACUUUUGUUUCUAUGUUUUUAUUGUGAAUAACACUGAGCAUUGAUAACUUUGUUUUGAUAAAUUCUGUACUUAAUCAGAAAUAAAUUUAAAAAAAACUUCUCUCA